AUGAUAUUCUCACUGCUGUUGUGGAUAACGCCAUUGCUACUGUUGAUUUAUCUCUCCAAUACCUACGCCCUUGUGCCAUCUCGGAUACCCGGUCCACUUCUAGCCAAGUUUACCGAUCUAUGGCGCUUACUGUCCGUCUACGGUCGAAACACUCAUGAAGAACAGGACAAGCUUCAUAAACGAUAUCGAGGACGAUCAGAUCUGGUUAGGUUAGGGCCAAACCUAGUCUCUGCCUCUGGUCCAGGCUACAUUCAGCAAAUCUACGCCAUCGACAAGAAACUCCCAAAGAGCAACUUCUAUGCAACUUUCCAAAACAUUGUCAAUGGGCGCAGAGCUGCUAGUCUAGUGGCCGUCACGGACGAGGCUGUACAUGCCAGGAUGAAGAGGCUUGUUGCCAAUGCUUAUGCACUUUCAACUCUCGUGGAGUUUGAGCCACUCGUCGACAGCACUACCAAUUUUUUCUUAGACACUUUGCAGCAACGCUUCGCAGCUGAGAAGAAGGAAAUUGAUCUUGGAUUCUAUCUGCAGGCAUAUGCCUUUGAUGUGAUGGGCGAGCUCACCAUGUCGAGACGGCUAGGCUUCAUCGAACAAGGCAUGGAUGUCAAUAAUAUUAUGAAAUCUAUUGAUGCGAACUUUGAGUAUUUCUCAGUCAUUGGCCAGAUGCCAUGGUUAGAUGAAUUGCUCGGAAAGAAUCCUAUGUAUGUCAAAUACUUUCGCAAGAAUGUUUCGAGUCCAAUAUUGAAGUUCGCUCAGCAGUUGCUACAGGAACGACUACAACAUUUGGAAAGUGGCAAGGAGUCAGAGAAGGAAAGCGCGAUAGGCAAGCCAGAUUUCCUGGCACGAUUUUUGCAAGCAAAGAGUCAAGCUUCUGGCGACGAGGAAACAGAGCCUAUGACGGAUGGGCUGCUACUCUCGCUCAUGUUUGGUAACAUUAAUGCAGGUGCAGACACAAUCGCGACCACUCUUAGAGCCGUCUUCUACUAUCUACUUACUCAUCCGAAAGAGCUUGCAACGCUAAAACAAGAACUUCAAACAGCUCAGGAUAACGGAGCUGUCACCAUGUCCUGUCCUACCUGGCACGAGUCUCAGUCGGAACACUUGGUAUACACCAGAUGCGUCAUCAAAGAGGCUAUACGUCUGUGGCCAGCACUCUCCCUCCCACUCGAACGUGUCGUAGUAGAUCCAGCCGGUCUACCUCUACAUUCGCCAGACGGCGAAGACAAAAUCGUGCUUAAACAAGGCACAAUAGUCGGUAUCAACCCUUAUGUCCUUCACCGUGACCCACGAGUCUUCGAUCCUAAUUUUACCGACUCAUCCUCUCCAUCCAACGUCGACUCCUUUGACCCAGCGCGUUGGCUACCUUCGAACUCCAGCCUGAAGAACUCAAGAGGCAACACCGACGCUCAAUUAAAGACCAUGGAACACGACUUGCUCACCUUCAGUGCAGGGAAGAGAAGUUGCUUGGGCAAGAACAUCGCGAUGAUGGAGAUGUGCAAGGUAGUUCCUGCUUUGAUCAUGAAGUUUCCGAACAUGCAGCUUGUGGACAAGAGUAGGUGGAAGGUGAAGAAUGCUUGGGUUCUUGCUCAGACUGGGCUGUUUGUGAAGUUGAAUCCUUGA
Lithohypha guttulata is the source of this 1617-nucleotide messenger RNA. RefSeq lists its product as uncharacterized. The record is from RefSeq and is a predicted model, not a curated record. Bases 1 to 1617 code for a protein of 538 amino acids. The transcript has a single exon. NCBI's taxonomy places the organism in Eukaryota, Fungi, Ascomycota, Eurotiomycetes, Chaetothyriales, Trichomeriaceae. Gene Ontology annotation, molecular function: iron ion binding; heme binding; monooxygenase activity.